GCGAGUCGCGGUGCGAGUCGCGUGAGGCCGCAGGAACGCACAGGACAUCGUCUUGUUCCCUUUGCGUCACAUUUUGCGUCCACGGGACGCUGCCCGCACCGAAUCGGACGACACGCGCUGGUGCCUCGAGGCAAGAGUCAAUGGCUGACCAGCCUGCCCCAGUAGCCGUCGACCUGCGCGGCGCCGCGCCAGGACCAGCACCAGCACCGGCGCGGCGCGUCGUGGUCCGCCGCGGCCGCCAGACGCGGAGGCCCCAGGAGGACGCAGCUCCGGCGCAACCACCUCCCGAAGCCGACGACGAGGAGGCCCCGCCGCCCGUUCAGACAGAGCGCCAGAGCGGCGGCGACGGCACAAGGCGCAAGCGCCUGACCCGCUUCAUCACUCUUAUAGUAUUAACAUGCCUCGCGGCGGCCGUCGCGACGACGUGGUACCGGGCCGCCACAUAUUUAGUGGAUGAGGUCGCCUUCUCGGCCGGCUGGCCCCUCUAUAUAAGGGUCGGCGGCUGCGACGUCGACGUCAGGCCGGGCGGCUCCAAUAGCGUCGAGACGCGGACCUGGGUCUCGCGCUGGGUCUACCCGCGCUACGACUACCGGUCGGGCUCGAACCGGCCCUGGCGUAUUGAUGUGGCGAACGCGGAGGGCUGCCACAACGCGCCCGGCUUUGCAUGUCGGGACACGUGCCUCGUGACCAUCAAAGUGGCCACGCCGCCGUCGACGCUCACGUUUAGGAGUGGCGCGGACGUCGGCCACCCGCAACGACUUAGAAUAGAGGGCGUGGCGCUCGAUGUUUUAGAUGUCGCGGGGUCGUUCGAUGUGCAGAUAACCGACGCUUUGCUAACGGGCAAGACCCGCGUCACGUCGUCGCGCGGCGACGUCCGUAUGAGCGACACGAGCUGCGGCGACUUUGAGCAGGACUGCUGGCUCAAGGCCACGACCGGAUCUGUGUAUUAUUACGAGGGGCGGGACGUCCUCAAUGCCCUGGACAUACAGUACCGCUCGGUCAACAUGCGCUCCUGCUUCGCGCUGCCCGAUCGAAUGCAUCAUACCUCGGGCGCGCUGCCCCACACGACGGCCUUCAAGGUCGCCAAGCACUACGACCGGGACGGCAACGGCAAGGUCACGCAGGAGGAGUUCGACGUCGGUAUCAAGAAGCUGGGAGCUUGUUUAGGAGGCAGCUGCCCGUUGUACUCGUGGUCGGCCGCGGCCAAGGCGUCGGUGUUUGCCUCGCCCGAUCCGUCGAUCACGACGCUGUUUCCCGCCCUGAGCACCGCGGCCUUCCACGCGGCGCUCGUAAGCGCGAACUACUCGGAGCUGCAGCCCUCAACAUAUCGCACGCUGUCGAUCGCACGCAACAAGCGUUCUACUGGAGCCGUCCAGAACCGCUCGAUCCGCCUCGAGGCGUCCGCGGGCGAGAUCCGCCUCGAGCUGUCGAAUGCCUCCAAUCUCACAUACGUUGCGCCCCAGGACGCCGCGCCGCUGGGCGCGCGACUCCUGCCGACGGAUGCUGAAAGUCUAAUGCCGCUGCGGGAUGCGUACGGCGACGCGUCUUUACUAACAAACCGCGACGUCUUCGCGGUCAUUGAUGUCAUGAGUUCUCCCGGAGUCCCUGCGGACCGCUGGCUCUACACGUCGAACGAGGUCUACUUCGAACUGCAACCUCCGUUGCUCGACCUGAUCUCCUACGGUACCGUCCGACCCAGAGUCGCGCGCUUCGAGGUGCGACUCACUGACGGCGAGGCCUGCGCCCCGGGGGCCGCCGCGCUGGACACGGACGCAAAAAUGGCGGCGGCGCGGGCGCGCGUCUACGAGGAAUUGAGGCGGACGCUCAAACCGCGCCUCCAGGCGGAACUGGGCGGCGCCCUUGCGCGCGUCAAGCCGCGCAAUUCACGUGACUCGUUCCCCCGCCUCGCUUCGUACUCUCGCUACUCGCCCACGGAUCCGUUCCACGAGGAGGACUACCGCCAGGUCAUGAUGCGGGGCCGCGGCCGGCGCGCUUUUAACAUUUCGCUGGCGCUCGCGGCGCUGGCGACGGUCUGGGCGCUCGUCGUGGGCGCUCGGUACCUCGGGGCGCUGCACGCGCUGGCGGAUCGAAACGCCGUGAUCCAGAUGCGACUGCGGAACGCGGAGUCGGAGAGGCGGUCCCGAGCGGUCGCUUCGAAGGAGAUCAUCUCGGAGGAGGUCGACGAGGAGGGCCUGGGCAUCGAUUCCGACGCGCUCGCGUGGGAUUCGCGUGGACGAUUCGCGAACUUCUGGAACGCGCCUCAAUGGUUUUGCGGCGUCGUCAAUGGCUGCACCGAGCUGGCCACGCCUCUCUUGAGACCGAUCGCGACGAUCGACGCGAUGGUGGUCGCUCCCAUAAGACGGCAUUUCGUCGACGGUCGGUCCAAGUUCUUCCGCAUGCGGUGCAAGGCCGCCCAUACACGCGGCGUCGCGCCCACGGAGACGACCGAAUGCGACCUAAAAAUAUUCACGCAAGCCUAUCGUGUCUUCUGCCCGAAGAAGAGGCUGAAGGCGGACGCGUUUACUACGAUCGGCGAUACGCAGAGAUAUCUCGUGGCGACGCAUAAUUUGCGCCUACGGACCCACAAGCUCCCGCGCCUUGCGGGACGCGUUUGGACCCAGGUCCCGGCGUUCAUCGGCGACGCGCGGCCCCUCGUCGAGCACGCCCGCUGCUUCGCGGCGGCCGCCGAGGUGAACCGGAUCCUCGAAACAGCCACGGAAGGCACUGGUGACCUGACGUCGUUCCUGAGCGAGCGGACACGGCCGGCGGGCGCAGGAAUACACGACGAGGACGUCGUGAUCGGUCUAGUAGAUGAGCCAGUGGUCCUCGGCGAGGGCGCGUACGGCUGGAAGCCUGGUUUGCUGCGCGUUUACGACGAGUGGUGCCUCGCGACGGGCCGACCGGCUGUUUCGCGGGACAUUUUGGCGGGGGAAAUUGCAGCGCAGGGCGUCGCGCAGAGCUAUCGCGUCGCGGCGCUCGGUCUCGAGCUGAGAAACUUCCCGGGCGGCGGCGGAAAGGGACUCCGGCUGCCUUUAUCCUUCUAUUUCGAGCAUGUCGUGAGCGUACUCUUACACGUCACCGUGUUCGUAUUACCGGCAAUCUGGGUCAUCUGGAUUUGUAUGAUGUUCCAGUUUCGGCACGCGAAGCUCGGAGGCUAUGUUGUUGCCGACGACGCGCGGCGCGAGCACGCGUGGAGUCCCUACGACACGGACAUCGUCAGGCGCUACUUCGCGGGUACCGGCAUCCAGGGCGGCGUCGUGGCGGGCGUCGUGUUGGCCUACCUCGUCGUCGCGUGGGUCGUUCUUGUGGUUGAAUACAUCGGAGACGGCGUACCACCCGGCCACGAUUGGCACACGUGCUGGGCGCGGUCGCCGCCUUUACCUCGGCCACUCCAACAAGUGAUCAAGUGGUGUUUUGUUCUGGUCACGCUGCCGUUUGCGCUGCUACCCUUUUCCCUGAUACUGGCGGCGAUUUGGGUACUCGGCUCUGCUAUUUUAGAUCCGAACCAGUUCCUCGCCCGGACGGCGGCGUUCGCCGCGCUUGUGACUACUUUGACGAGCAUCGGCAAUCAGCUCCGGGGCGCCGCGUCAGCAAAGGCGGCCUCGGUCCGGGAUCAACUGCGCGGGCGCCUGAGCGCCGUUUUGGAGACGUGGCUCCGGGAGCACCGCGACGCCACUUCUGGCAAGAAGGCGGACGACGUCGCGGCGCGAGCGAAGGAGCAGGUCGCCUUCGCUAAGCAAGUGGCCGGCGCGAACGACGACGUCCAGGCGCUGUGUGCGGUGCUCGACGCCGACGGAAGCGGGGGUAUCUCGCGCCGGGAGCUCGGCGCGCUUGUUGCGCUGCUGGACGUGCCGACGUUCGAUCACGCCAAGGUAGACCAGGUCUUUGCGUAUGCCAACGAGAACCUCGACGCGGUGAUCUCUCCCGCGGAGUUCGAAGCGGCCUGGACAUGGGUCGAGAAUGAGGUCGUGGACGCGGCGCUGGAGGCGGCGGGACUCACGGACCGUUUCAUCACUGCCGCAAUUGGAACAGCGCUCGUACUCCUGCUGGGGUUGUUCAUUUUCAUCUUUCAGCUUGUGUACGCGUGGUCGGAAGGCGGCACGUUCGGCGCCGUCGUCGAGUCGCUCCUCAUCGCGGCGACGGCGUUCUCGGUGCGGUAUCUGCCCUCCUCAAGGAAAGUAUUACCGGAGGCCAUGGUGCGGAAGGCUGAGGCGAAGGACGUUUGAUUUUUGUCAGGCGCGUAAGUUUGUGUGUUAAGUCAA
This is a messenger RNA of Pelagomonas calceolata, 4262 nucleotides long. The record is from the annotation of a GenBank genome assembly. NCBI's taxonomy places the organism in Eukaryota, Pelagophyceae, Pelagomonadales, Pelagomonadaceae.